AUGUUACAGAAGCAAGAAUUAUCUCUGUCUUGUGUCGUUCUGCACAACUUCCUGCUCAAGGAGUCCCCCACUUCCCGGUCUGCAUACUGCCCUCCUGGAACAGCUGACCACCUAGACUGGCAAGGAAACAUCACUGAAGGCAGCUGGAGGGCCGAGGAUAGCAGCAACACUGCACUGCCACCACUGCGUAGCACAGGCUGUCACUCAACCAGAGCUGCCUACAGAGUGCGAGACCUCCUUGCCAAGUACUUCGUCACUGAUGGCAAGAUCCCUUGGCAAGAGUACAUGAUCAAGGACAGAACACUGUGCAGUGUGCUGUAA
This is a messenger RNA of Dermacentor silvarum, 321 nucleotides long. RefSeq lists its product as uncharacterized. The record is from RefSeq and is a predicted model, not a curated record. Bases 1 to 321 code for a protein of 106 amino acids. The transcript is spliced from 4 exons. Lineage: Eukaryota; Metazoa; Arthropoda; Arachnida; Ixodida; Ixodidae.